AUGACGAUAGAUAAGCGUGACUUCGACGCAAACCGCCCACUACUCCAAGAUGUCGACGCAGGGCAUGAUACAAAUGAGCGAACCCCGGAAGCGUCCCGGUUAAGGCCUGGAUCACGGCAUUCGCGGAGCUCCGCUGAUGACGGACUCGGGUUACGAACUGAUGAUGGGCUAUUGAGUGAAGUCGUCGAGGAGCUGGUAGAGCGAGAUAGGUUGAGAAUGCAGAAGGAAGUUAUCCGCGUACUUAGCUUUGGCUGGGGGGUUAUAACUUGCUUAGGAGCUGGCAGUAUCACCGCGUUCUCAUUAUAUGGCCAUCUACUCCUUACCCGACUUCAUUAUUCGCAGCUCCAGGUCAAUGCCGUUUCCAUCGCUGCGGAGAUCGCAAUGUACCUCCCCGUACCCUUAUUCGGCUACUUAUGUGACCGAUACAGCCCUUCGCCGCUGUCCUUGUUCUCGGGGCUGGUAUUCGGAAUCGGGUAUCUCCUCGCUGCAUUCGCAUAUCAGAGCGGUCCGCCUGUCGAUGUAGGCGGAUCUGGAUGGCCAUUCUGGGUGAUGAUUGUGGCGUUUAUCGCUAUUGGCAUGGGUACCAGCUGCAUGUAUCUGGCGGCUGUCGCAACAUGUGCCAAGAACUUUGGCAGGGGGAAGCACAAGGGGAUCAUGCUUGCUGUUCCAAUUGCGGCAUUCGGCCUCAGUGGCAUGUGGCAGAGCCAGAUCGGGAUGUACCUGUUCUGCGAACAUCUCGAGGAUGGAAGUCAUGGUGACCUCGACGUUUUCAGGUACUUUGUGUUUUUGGCGGUGCUGCUGCUGGUCAUUGGCGUUGUCGGUACCUUUGCAUUGCGCAUCGUGGAAGAAGAUGACAAGUACAUCGAUGAGACGGUCGAAGAGCUGGAGCGCAGUGGAUUACUCGAGGAGAGUGAUUUCUUCCGGCCACGUAAUGAAAUCAGACAAGCGGUUGAGUAUGGCACAUUCCCUGGGGUUCACGACGAGGAACAAGCCGAGCUAUCCGACGAAGAGCGCGAGCAACAAAGACUCGAAAAGGAACGCGAGGAAGAAGAGCGCCGGAAGAAGAACUGGCUGCUCAACUAUGAAACCCGUAUCUUCCUACAAGACCACACCAUGUGGUGGCUAGCCGCCGGCUCCCUCUCCGACUACUUCGCACCUCCAGCAACACACCUCUUCGCCACAAUCCCCAGAACCCCGACGCCGCCCUCCUCAACCCUCACCCUCUCCCGCAUGACCUUCCUCAUCCCCUCCGCCAUCCUCUUAUCACUAGGCUACCUCCUCCUCGCCUCCCCGCUCCCCCUAUCUCACCCAUCCCUCUUCAACCUAACAACAGCCCUAAUAGGCUUCGGCUACGGCGGCGCCUUCUCGCUAGCGCCCAUCAUCAUCUCCGUCGUCUGGGGCGUUGAGAACUUCGCCACGAACUGGGGUAUUGUGGCUAUGAUGCCUGCUGCGGGUGCCGCGCUUUGGGGUGUCGUUUACUCGGCUGCGUAUCAGCACGCUGUGGAUGUGGAUUUGGAUCGCGGGAAUGGCUUGCCGGAUGGGCAGUGCCACGGGUGGAGGUGCUAUGGGUUUUGGGCUGUUGGGUGUACGGUCAGUGUUUGGGUUGCUUGUUUGGCUUGGGUGCUUGCUUGGAGGGGGUGGAGGAAGAGGGGGGUUGUUGUUUAG
Penicillium bovifimosum is the source of this 1665-nucleotide messenger RNA. Its product is annotated as Major facilitator superfamily domain general substrate transporter. Gene Ontology annotation, cellular component: membrane. Gene Ontology annotation, biological process: transmembrane transport. The record is from RefSeq and is a predicted model, not a curated record. The transcript has 3 exons. Gene Ontology annotation, molecular function: transmembrane transporter activity. The coding region runs from base 1 to 1665 and encodes 554 amino acids. NCBI's taxonomy places the organism in Eukaryota, Fungi, Ascomycota, Eurotiomycetes, Eurotiales, Aspergillaceae.